AUGGCACCACAGUUGAAGGCCGGUGCUCCCAAUCUGUCUCCGCCCUCGCCGCAGCUGGGCAGCAACACCCCUCCUCCUCGCCCGGAGUCCAAUGUCGAUGAUCUGGCGGUGUGUGCGAGCUCGGGCGAUUUUGUCACACCCAAGAGGAGGAACAUGAGGAACAGCAAGGACCACGAGAGUAUUGGCAGCGCACUGAGGAAAAUGGUCAUGCAGCACCAAUUGGGACUCCCCCUCAACUUCAUAGUACUGCUGGCAAUGAGCCACAUGCUGUUUCCAUCUCUGCGCGACAGGACAAGAGCUUGCUUUAUACUCUCCUACCCUACAGCAGUGGAGGGGCAGUACAGCCAGGGGCCAUUGGAUCUGUACCUGGUGGGCAGCUGCAUCGUCUAUUUCACUGCCUUCAGAGCCUUCAUGCUCGAUUAUGUGCUUCUUCCUCUGGCUGGGAAAUGUGGAAUUGGCAAGCGGAAAGGCAAAGUCCGGUUUGCGGAGCAGGCGUACCUGUUAACCUACUACACCAUUUUCUGGUCAUGGGGCGUGUAUGUGUUCUGGCAAGACACUCCGUCUGACGCCAAGAAUUUGAAAGAUGUGUUGGCCUCCAUGUGGACGGAAUACCCGCGAUUGACCAUACCGACCGGCAUCAAGCUGUACUAUCUUUCUCAGCUUGCUUUCUGGAUACAGCAGAUCCUUGUGAUCCAUCUUGAAGAGCGACGGAAAGACCAUUACCAGAUGCUGAUGCAUCACUUCGUCACCGUUGGGCUGAUGAUGAGCAGUUACUCCUGCAGGUUGUGGCGGGUAGGCAAUGCGAUCCUGGUUCUGAUGGACAUUGUGGACUUGGUCUUCCCACUUGCCAAGAUCUUUCGCUAUGUGGGAUGGCAAACGGCCUGCGACGCCAUGUUCGGCGUAUUUGUGAUUACCUGGAUCUCUGCACGACACGUCGGAUAUCUGGCGGUCUGUUGGAGUAUCUACGAGCAUAUCAACGGCGUCAACAUGCGUUAUGGCACAUUCUCGCUUGCAACCGGAAAAUUGAUUUCGACGGAUGGAGGCAAUGAAGUCUUUGCCAACGUCUUUCAACCGAUACUGCGGCCAGACGCAAAGACAGUCGGCCUGAAUGCCUACAUGAAAUAUGGCUUUCUCGGCCUGCUUCUGUCGCUACAAAUCAUCACACUGGUCUGGCUGGUCAUGAUCUUGAGAGUCGUCGUGCGUGUCCUACGCGGUCAAGGCGCCGAUGACACUCGCAGCGACGAUGAGGGCGGCGAGGAAGCCGAAGACGAAGUUCCUGGGCCUAUUCCUGCGCAAGCAGACGCUGAGAAGCCGCGCUUCAUUGAGGUCGAGACGAGCUCGGACGAGGUCACUUGGCCGACUCGCAAUGCCAGGCACAGCAGCAGCAAUAUGGGUCGUCGGAAAGCCAAGGGUAUCUCAAGCGGCUUGAAUCUCGGCGAGCACAAGGAAAUUCUUAAUCGGAUCGGUUGUCUUAGCGAGGAGCAGCUUGCCCGGGAGAGGGAAAAGAGGGAGGGAAGCACGACACCGCAGCCACCCAACGAUGCCAAGAGAUAG
Molecule: messenger RNA, 1554 nt
Organism: Lecanosticta acicola
Lineage: Eukaryota; Fungi; Ascomycota; Dothideomycetes; Mycosphaerellales; Mycosphaerellaceae
Source: the annotation of a GenBank genome assembly